Molecule: messenger RNA, 1141 nt
Organism: Talpa occidentalis (Iberian mole)
Lineage: Eukaryota; Metazoa; Chordata; Mammalia; Eulipotyphla; Talpidae
Gene: BPIFA3
Product: BPI fold containing family A member 3
Exons: 7
Coding region: 238-954 (238 amino acids)
Molecular function (GO): lipid binding
Source: RefSeq, a predicted model, not a curated record
CCGUCUAGCACCCUGGACUCCCUGCGGGGUUCCACCCGCUACCCUCACUAUGUGAACCAACCCUGGUGGCAGCAGCCCCAGCCCAACACGACACCUCCCCACAACAUGCUGGGGGCUAGUUUUGGUGUCACAUCCCACAGAAAACCAUGAGCCCAUCCACUCAGGCAGUCGUCCUUGCUGCCAUCCAUCCAGGCACCUUCUGACCGUCCUGGACACCCACAGGUCCCAGAACCCAAGAUGCAGCCCCUCUGGGGGUUCCUGGUCCUCUUUAGCUUGCUGCUCUUGCCUUCGGCACUGCAUAAACAGCCCUGGUCUGACCAGGACGACAUCGCCACACAAAGCAAAUCUACCCUGGCAAUAGUUAUUGCCCAGGGCCUCGUGAAGCACAAUGUGGAGUGCCGAAUCCAGAACCUCCGCCUCCUGGACAGUCUGAAAGCCCUUGGCCAGAUGGCCCCAGGCAUCAUGGGCUGGCUGAUUAGCAACAUGAAACUCCAGCAGCAGCAGGAAGGCAGCACCAACAUCACCAACGUUCACCUGGACUAUGGCAGGAUCCAGAUGUGCUUGCAAGAGGAGUGGUUCUCAGCAAACAUCUCACAUGACUUUGACAUUGAAUUGAGACUGCCCUUCAAUAACAAGAUCACCAAGAUGCAUGUGUGCAUGAUGCUCGUUGCGGAGUUCUGGCUGGACAAAGACGUGUUUGGCCGAAGGAAUCUGGUGAUAGGCAAAUGCUCCAUGGAGCCCAGCAGUGUCCACACAACAAUCCUGACUGUUGAUAUUCCUCCAAAGAUAAAACAUUUUCUCCGCCACCUUAGAGAAAAUCUGGAUAAAGUCAUCCCACACCUUAUAGAAAGUCAAGUGUGUCCUUUGAUCAACGAAAUCCUCAGGCAGCUGGAUGUGAAACUGCUGAAGAGCCUCAUGGAACAGGCUGCUGCUCAUGACCUCGACCAGCUGUGAGUCCAGUCAACUCGCCACACACCAGGCUUAAGCAUCCUUUAGCUGCUGACUGAUGAUCAGAAGAAAAUUCGACAUCAGGGAGCCCUAAGUCUCCCUUAGAGUGGGGCAUCCGCUGCCUUGAAACCAUGGGCCCUGUGGACAUCCAGCCCUCUCUCAAAAUAAAUUCUCUGUCUGAAGUAUGCAGAGG